Closterium sp. NIES-67 is the source of this 422-nucleotide messenger RNA. The record is from the annotation of a GenBank genome assembly. Lineage: Eukaryota; Viridiplantae; Streptophyta; Zygnematophyceae; Desmidiales; Closteriaceae.
CCCGGGAAAAUUACUGCCACGGACUGCCCACAAAUCUUUUCAUACUUUCGUGGACAGCCCCUACUUUCACGGACACCACAUCAACCUUUCGCUUCUCCCGUGGACUCCGUCCCUACUUUCAUGGACAUCCGCCUUACUUCCAUGGACAAGGUCGAAAUAGCAGGAAAUAGGCGAAAACUCAACUAUAGGGAAAGAGAGUUACGAUGUGGGGGGGGAGGUGGGGGAGAGAGAGAGAGAGGGGGAGAGGAAGAGAGAGAGAGAGAGCGAGAGAGAGAGAGAGAGAGAGAGAGAGAGAGAGAGAGAGAGAGAGAGAGAGAGAGAGAGAGAGAGGUUGAGGGAGAGAGAAAGAGAGAGAGAGCGAGAGGGAGAGUGUGUGUGAGAGAGAGAGUGCAAGAUUGAGAGAGAGAAAGAGAGAGAGAGAG